AAGUUCAGGGCUUGACAGCAGAAACAGGAAGUGCUAGUAGUUGGACGAACAGAGCUAAACAGCCAGUUUCAGUCAGUUCGGUCACCUCGUCAUUUAACUCCGUAGUCAGCAUGGGGCUGUUCGGCAGAACACACGAUAAACCACCAAAAGACCUGGUCCAAGAGUGGUCUUCGAAAAUCAGGAAGGAAACAAGAGUGAUUGACAGACAGAUUCGAGAUAUUCAAAGGGAAGAGGAAAAAGUUAAACGAUCCAUCAAAGAUGCAGCUAAAAAGGGCCAGAAAGAUGUGUGUGUUAUCCUUGCCAAGGAGAUGAUUCAGUCAAAACGAGCCAUCACAAAACUCUACGCUUCCAAAGCACACAUGAACUCUGUGCUGCUCAGUAUGAGGAAUCAGCUUGCUGUACUGCGUGUAGCUGGGGCUCUGGAGAAGAGCACAGAGGUCAUGAAAGCCAUGCAGAACCUUGUCAAAGUCCCCGAAAUCCAGGCCACGAUGAGAGAACUGUCAAAGGAGAUGAUGAAGGCUGGCAUCAUUGAAGAAAUGCUGGAAGACACGUUUGAGAGCAUGGAAGACGGAGAAGAGAUGGAGGAAGCAGCAGAGGCCGAAGUUGACAAGAUCCUCUUUGAGAUCACAGCAGGAGCUCUUGGCAAAGCACCAAGCAAAGUCAACGAUGCCCUGCCUGAAGUGGAGCCUGCUGGAGCCACCGCAGCCUCAGAUGAGGAGUCAGAGGAGGACAUUGAAGAGAUGCAGUCCAGAUUGGCAGCUCUGAGGAGCUAAGGUGAUCUGCUGUAUUAAUGUCAGAUUGGUCACUCCAUUAAUGACGCAGUUAGAAUUUCGGUGCAGGGUUUACACAGCUGUGCGUCUUCUGUGCUACAGACUACACUUAUUUCAUGUCAUCAUUUUGGAUUAACUUUCAUCUUUGAAAGUUUUGUUUUUUUUAAAAACAUCAUUUAGUCUCCUCAGCCAGAGGAAAAGGUGUUUUUGCUUUUUUCUUUCAUCAUCAGGGUGUAAUCAUUUGUUAAGUCUUUACUACCCAAAGUCAAAUGGAAGGUUUAAGAAAGUGUACAUAAUGUAAAGUAUGAAAAGCCUGCUGUGCCUACAGUGCUUCAUCAUAUUCUUCUCCUGUCCUUAAUGAUGGAAUGGUAAUGGAGAUACUUGGGUAAUAAUGAUCCAAACAAAUAAUUGAAAAGCGGCUGUUGGUAUUCACACACUGCACAGAGUAAAUUAUUAUUCAGCAGUAGUUUCAAUCCCGCAGUACAGCUGUUGGGUUUACCAGUGCUUGGCCUGUCUCAUUUGAAACACUAAAGGAGAUCGGUGCACAUAUCUUUUGAUUGUUUAUUUUCUGUACAGUCAAAAUGUGUCUAUUCUGUAUUUGUUCAAACACAAGAAAUACACAGAUAAAUGCACACGUACUGCCCUAA
Molecule: messenger RNA, 1417 nt
Organism: Solea senegalensis (Senegalese sole)
Lineage: Eukaryota; Metazoa; Chordata; Actinopteri; Pleuronectiformes; Soleidae
Gene: chmp3
Product: charged multivesicular body protein 3
Exons: 6
Coding region: 111-773 (220 amino acids)
Biological process (GO): protein transport; endosome transport via multivesicular body sorting pathway; late endosome to vacuole transport
Cellular component (GO): ESCRT III complex; multivesicular body
Source: RefSeq, a predicted model, not a curated record